GGGCCGCUGGGCAGUGGCGGCAUGAAGGUCAAGUCGCUCAACGGGCGCCAGCUGCUCAAGAUGCUCCGCAAGGAGGCGGCGGCGCGCUGCGUGGUGCUCGACUGCCGGCCCUACCUGGCCUUCGCCGCCUCGAGCGUGCGCGGCUCGCUCAAUGUCAACCUCAACUCGGUGGUGCUGCGGCGGGCCCGGGGCGGCGCGGUGUCGGCGCGCUACGUGCUGCCCGACGAGGCGGCUCGCGCGCGGCUGCUGCAGGAAGGCGGCGGCGGCGUGGCGGCAGUGGUAGUGCUGGACCAGGGCAGCCGCCACUGGCAGAAGCUGCGGGAGGAGAGCGCCGCACGCGUAGUGCUCAACUCGCUGCUGGCCUGCCUGCCCGCGGGCCCGCGGGUCUACUUCCUCAAAGGGGGAUAUGAGACCUUCUAUUCGGAAUAUCCUGAGUGUUGUGUAGACGUAAAACCCRUUUCACAAGAGAAGAUCGAAAGCGAGAGAGCCCUCAUCAGCCAGUGUGGGAAACCAGUGCUAAGCRUCAACUACAGGCCAGCUUAUGACCAGGGCAGCCCUGUGGAAAUCCUUCCCUUCCUCUACCUUGGAAGUGCCUACCAUGCAUCCAAGUGCGAGUUCCUAGCYAACCUGCACAUCACAGCCCUGCUGAAUGUCUCCCGGCGGACCUCCGAGGCCUGCACGACCCACCUACACUACAAAUGGAUCCCAGUGGAAGACAGCCACACGGCCGACAUCAGCUCCCACUUUCAAGAAGCAAUAGACUUCAUUGACUGUGUCAGGGAAAAGGGAGGCAAGGUCCUGGUCCACUGUGAGGCUGGGGUUUCCCGGUCRCCCACCAUCUGCAUGGCUUACCUCAUGAAGACCAAGCAGUUCYGCCUGAAGGAGGCCUUCGAUUACAUCAAGCAGCGGAGGAGUGUGAUCUCACCCAACUUCGGCUUCAUGGGCCAGCUCCUGCAGUAUGAAUCUGAGAUCCUGCCUUCCACGCCCAACCUGCAGCCUCUCUCCUGCCAAGGGGAGGCAGCAGGCUCCCCAUUUAUAGACCAUUUGCAGACACUGARCCCUGACGUGCAGGGCACCUACUGCACAUUCCCUACCUCGGUGCUGGCUCCAGUGCCCACCCACUCAACCGUUGCAGAGCUCCACAGGGGCCCUGUGGCCACCGCCACAUCCUGCUAA
Messenger RNA from Urocitellus parryii (Arctic ground squirrel), 1176 nucleotides. RefSeq names its product dual specificity phosphatase 5 (gene Dusp5). Gene Ontology annotation, cellular component: cytoplasm; nucleus. NCBI's taxonomy places the organism in Eukaryota, Metazoa, Chordata, Mammalia, Rodentia, Sciuridae. Gene Ontology annotation, molecular function: MAP kinase tyrosine/serine/threonine phosphatase activity. The record is from RefSeq and is a predicted model, not a curated record. Gene Ontology annotation, biological process: negative regulation of MAPK cascade; protein dephosphorylation; endoderm formation.